This is a messenger RNA of Egretta garzetta (little egret), 1193 nucleotides long. RefSeq names its product calcium-activated potassium channel subunit beta-2. Lineage: Eukaryota; Metazoa; Chordata; Aves; Pelecaniformes; Ardeidae. The transcript is spliced from 8 exons. Gene Ontology annotation, molecular function: potassium channel regulator activity; calcium-activated potassium channel activity. Gene Ontology annotation, biological process: detection of calcium ion; potassium ion transport. The record is from RefSeq and is a predicted model, not a curated record. Gene Ontology annotation, cellular component: voltage-gated potassium channel complex; membrane. The coding region runs from base 1 to 1035 and encodes 344 amino acids.
AUGUUAUCUGAUAUCUUCAUAAGUGAUCUGGAUGAUGAGACGAAGCGUAGCCUGGGAAAAAUCUCCCCGUCGGAUCCCACUGAAAGCUCCGUUUUGGGCACCGCCACUCCUAAGAAACUCAAAUUGCACCAACGGGCUCUGGGGGGAGCCCGCAGCCGGUGCUCUUCAGAUGGGAGCAUCGGAUUCACAACAUGGGGCCCAAGAGAGGCAAGGAGCACAGCAAUGGGAAAGGAAAGCAGAAGGCCUCGGCACCCUUCCCACCUCCAAAGUGGGUCCUUCCAUCGUCCCACUGCAACGAGCAAAGCCAACACUGGGCAACCCUCUAAAAUGUUUAUUUGGACCAGUGGCCGGAGCUCUACAUCUUACAGACAUGAUGAGAAAAGAAAUAUUUACCAAAAAAUCAGGGAUCACGACCUACUGGACAAAAGGAAAACAGUCACAGCCCUAAAAGCCGGAGAAGACCGGGCCAUACUCCUCGGGCUGGCCAUGAUGGUGUGCUCUAUCAUGAUGUACUUUCUCCUGGGAAUCACCCUGCUGCGGUCUUACAUGCAAAGUGUCUGGACGGAAGAGGCUCAGUGCUCGCUUCUCAAUGCAUCCAUCACAGAAACCUUCAACUGCUCAUUUAGCUGCGGCCCAGAUUGCUGGAAAAUCUCUCAGUACCCCUGCCUCCAGGUGUACGUUAAUCUCACCUCUUCUGGCCAGAAGCUUCUGCUCUACCACACCGAGGAAACAAUGAAAAUUAAUUCUGAGUGCUCAUACAUACCCAAGUGUGGCAAGAAUUUUGAGGAAUCCAUGUCACUGGUGAGCGUUGUGAUGGACAACUUCAGAAAGUACCAACGCUUCUCCUGCUUCUACGACCCCGAGGGCGUUCAGAAGAACGUGAUCCUAACCAAACUGUACAGCUCCAACGUGCUAUUCCACUCCCUCCUCUGGCCCACCUGCAUGAUGAUCGGCGGCGUCGCCAUCGUCGCCAUGGUAAAGCUGACUCAAUACCUUUCCCUCCUCUGUGAGAGGAUCCAAAGGAUCAACAGAUAAAACCGAAAACUUCUUGAGAUUGAAUUGCAGUGAAAAAAUACUCAUUCUUCACCAAAGAACCUUAAGUUUGUAACGUGCAAGUCUGUUCUAAGUUCCUUACUAUAUUCUUGUAAGUAGAGCAAUAAUGCAAAAGCUGUUCUAUAUGCAAACAUGAUGUU